Messenger RNA from Asterias rubens (European starfish), 2886 nucleotides. Its product is annotated as golgin subfamily A member 6-like protein 22. The transcript is spliced from 6 exons. The coding region runs from base 85 to 2835 and encodes 916 amino acids. The record is from RefSeq and is a predicted model, not a curated record. NCBI's taxonomy places the organism in Eukaryota, Metazoa, Echinodermata, Asteroidea, Forcipulatida, Asteriidae.
GACUGCAUGCUCUAAUCAAUAUCAUUUGUCAACGUGUUCUGCCAACAUCCGAGUAUCUUCUACAUCCACACCUCAUCGUAGAUCAUGGAAACAUGUACCCUCAAUGCCACACAUGAUUCUUACUUUAUGAAGAGCACCCCAGCCUUGCACUACAAAGCCGCAUCUGAUGGAGACUCACCGGACGCUUCCAUGCCCAUGGGCAACCUGUCCAGCCCGCUCGUCGACAGUGGCUACCGCGAGGGCAGCGUAACCUACUACUGCAGCCAGUCGAAUAGUAACAAUUCACUGAUUGAAGAAGGACCGCCAGCGACAGCGGGCCCCCCAGUAAUCACUCCUGUCAGUGGUCAGCUUGAAAAGUACAAGCAGCACCGUAUGAUUCGCCCAGUACCCCUCAAGGCCAUCUCCCCGUCCCGCUCCUUAGACUCCCCUAGUAGUACUUCCUCCAAGCACAGCCUCCCCAGCUCUCCAUCCAGCAUGCCCGACCAUAUCAACGGUCGCCCUCCGCUCAAGCCGCAGCAGCAACAGCAGCAACAGAACAAACAGCAACCCCCGGAUGUGGUUCUGACAAACCAGAAACGCAACUUUGCUGGAAAUCAUUUUGGGGCGCCACCGACCAAAUGCCUCUCGCUGCAGGACAUUACGCCAAAACAGAAGGGUUACCAAGGCAACAGUGCACAGCGACCACCUCAGAAUUAUGCAAAGGCAUGGGGGAAGCAGAUGGCGCAACAAAGGCACAUCCAACCAGCCCACUCACUCAACUACCUCAACCGCAGCAUCCAGAACCUCCAGAAUCAGCAGAAGCUACUCCCAGACUACAAGCGCAGAAACAUCAGCCAGUCGACCACACAGGUCAACAGUCGCAAUGGUAGCAGCGGCAGCCCCAAGAAACCCGUCCGCAUCAACCACACCAACCCUUCAUAUGGUGUGGUGGAUUACAACAGUAACCGUGUCGACAAUAAGUCGUCAUCGUCUGCAUCUUCAUCCAAGAUGUCAUUCAUGGGGGCGGAGAUGACCGAGAUUGGCAGCUUGCGGCAGAAAGUCUUGGAGAAAGAAGCGCAGUUGUCCACGCUACGAGACACAAUGGAUAACAAUGAAGCGGCCAUCUUGAAGGUACACGAGGAAAAGCACAGAACCUGGGAGGAGGAGACCUCAUGGCUGAGGAAAGAACUUCAAGAACAGGAAGACACGUCUAGGAAGAUUCGUCACUCACUCCAAGCUCAGAUCUACAAAUUGGAACAGGAGAAGAAGUUGCUUCGAGAAAAGACAGACACCUCACAGCAUCAGCAACAGCAGCAUUCUUCUGCCAACAAGGGAGUUGAAGACCUGAAAUGGCAGCUGAGGAAUCACAGAGAUCAGCUGAGUGCCAAGGCCAAAGAGAUUGCCAACUUGAGAAACAAACUUGCCCACCAGGAGGAGCAGCUCACUGAGCGCACAAAGACUAUGGCCUCGCUGGAGGCAGAACUUCAGGAGAACCGACGCAGCAAUCAAGGCAGUGUGGAUUUUCAAGAGAGACUCUUAAAGGAGAAAGAGGCCGAGUUAAGCGAGACCCGCGUUGAAACCAACCACAUGCGGGAACUAAAAGAGAACCUGGCGAAGGAGGUCAGACUGCAAGAGGAGGAGCUUACGCUAUUGAGGACAAAGAUGGGCACCAAGGAGAAGGAGUUAAGCCAGGAGCGAUGUGAGGUUGCCUACCUCAGAGAGGUUCAGGAGAAGCUGAAUCAACAGCUGCAGAAGAAAGGCAAAUUAGGAGGUGGUUUGUUGUCGGGAAAAGGAAGCCCGUCUGGGAAUGCAAGUCAGUUAAAAGAAAAACUCAUGCAGAGGGAAAAAGACAUCAGUCUGAUGAAAGAUCAGCUACGGAGAGUUCAAGAUGAAAAGGAACAAGAAGUUGGAAAGCUACGACAAACUGUUAAAGACAGAAGCAGCGAUAUUGAGAAGCUGCAAAAGAAGCUGAGUGAAACGGAGAAGGACUGUAGUCUUCUCCGCAACAAACUCUCCAAUGUGAAAGGGGGUACAAAGAUGACCCCUUUGCAGAGGCAGCUGGAGAGUGACUUCAUGGACAUGCAGGUCAAAUUGACCACUAGGGAGCGCGAGGUGUUCCAGAUGAAGCGGGAACUUGCCCUGCUUCAAGAGAAAAGUGAGAGUGAUGUCGGCAAUUUGAGAGGACGCAUCAAGGAGCAGGAAAAGGAGCAGCAGGGCUUCCAAGAGAGGCUGCGCCAGAGGGAGACAGAAAUAGGUUUCCUCAUGGACAAAAUGAAAUCACGUGAUUCCCAAAUAGUAUUGCUGAAGGAGGAACUGGAAAAGUCAAGUCGCCCUCAGGUGAGUGUGCAAAGCUUUCAAGAGGCCCAGAAGAGGGCGUUGGAGCUGGAGAAAGAGACAACCACUCUGAAGAAUGAACGAGCUGAAUUGAUCGCACAGGUAGACGACUUACAGGAUGAAAGUGCAAUGUACAAAAGUAAAUUGGACAAGAUAAGUUUAGGAGUGAGAAGCCUGAGCACCAGUCAGCUGAACUUAUUGAACCUUUCGGAAGGUAAAGCGGCUGGGCCGGGCUUCGACGCUAACAAGGGGCCUUCGAAGUCUCCUGUUGAUGAGAGAUUGAAGCAUGAGAUGCAGACACUGAAAGAUGAUCUCGCAGGGACCAGAAAGAAACUGCAGGCGCAUGAAGCCAAGAUGGCCCAUGAGCGGCGCAUCUGGCAGGAGGAGAAGGAGAAGGUGAUCAAGUACCAGAAGCAACUGCAGCUGAAUUACGUUCAGAUGUGUCGACGGAAUCGCAGCUUGGAGAGUGACCUGCAACAGCUCACUCUGGAGCUGGAGCACAAAGAAAUUAGCCAUUGCUGAAACAAAUAUUUAUAGUAAAGUAUUAACUUUUAAUUUUUUUUUUUUUUUUAA